CCUAGUACUUCUAACCUCCCUGGGAAGAAUACCUCUGGUUUAAUAGUAAAAUAAAAUAAAGUGUUCACUUAGUGGAAAUUCACUUCGAAGUCCACGGCCUUUGAGUUUCCGUUUUCGUGUUGCGACAGUCUCUCACAGAUCCGUCUUGUCACGUCCACGACGAUAGGUAGCGCUCGGCACCACUCCAAGUUCAUUGCGACGAACCCUAACGCUGCUGCCCAUCCAGCCGUUUGAACUUGCCGAAACCUGUUCGCGCGCUAACGCUGUUUGAUUUCCCCGGAGUGAGAUGUAUUCCCCUUAGUGAAGUAUUUGCCUGUGUUCUGCAGCGCGAGCUUCAUCUCCACGUGCUCCGAGCUGGUGCACAACUUUCUGUGGUAUUUCAGAAGUGAAGAGUGCGCGUGCACAGCUUUGAUCGGCGCUCCAGAUACGCGAGCGCCUGUGCGCCCAUAUCUGUGACUGCAUAACUGCAUAGCCACAAAGAGUCUUUUCCACUGUUCUGUUUAGGCGUUCCGGCCUUCCAAAACACUUUCAAAAGUGGUGCAGUUGAAGACGAAGUGCAGCGGACUUUGAUGAGCGACGUGAGGGGCGAUGUCGCGUCGGUGCUGCGUGAAGGACUGUCCCAGCACUGGCCUACCCGAAAGUGCCCCUCUACACAAGCUUCCAAAAAAUGAAGCGGAGAAGGCGGCUUGGCUGGAGGCAAUUCCUGCAGGACAAUUCCAAGGCUCAGGAUCGUGCAUUUUCGUUUGCUGUCGCCACUUCAUCGAUGACGAUUACGAGACAAAUCCGAAUGUUGCUAGGGCGUUGGGAUUUCGAUCCCGUCAUCGUUUGAGGCGUGGGGUCGUUCCAACGAACUUUCCAAUCCAAGACCCAUCACGCGAAGCAAUGCGAUCAAGAUUAAAGGAAUCUCCGUGUGACACUGAUGGACCAGGAGCAGCUGCAACUGAUCAGUCGUCGAGCUGGGCAGCUGAAGAAACUCAAGAAUAUCUGGCUGAUGACACACCCUCUGCAAGGAGUACUUCAGAUGAUAUUCAUUUGGUUAUAAUGAUGGCACACACUGAACCAAUUGCAAGGUGCACUAUGACAGACAAGGCAGCAUGGGCUUUCACUCCCACAAACGAAAUGGGAACUGCAACAGAUACCCAAAAUCAUUCUUGUGUCUCAACGCAAGCUGACAUGCUGAGAGAGACAAAGGUGAUGGUCACCCGUGGUACUCAGACAGAUUAUGCACAAAUAUCUUUUCCUGAAGCAUUGGAGAUUUGUCCCUCCCUUUUUUGGCUUGCCAUCACCUGUGCGAGACCAAAGUCGUAGACAUAAGGAUGAGGCCACAGGAGAGAUGUGGCUCAAAUUUCAUCCCGAGUCAGCCAUACCGACGGUGCUUCCAGUUGAAACAGAGCCCCCAUUCUUGACCCAGCUGCUCUUUGGGACGGAGUCUCUGCUAAACCUGCCAGAAGACAGAAUGGUUUCGCUACGGAUGAAGUUUCCCUCGAAGACACAGCUUCUCUCGGAACUCAUACCUGAUGCUGACCUUCUGCACCAAGCUGACCUCAUCUCCAAAGUCUAUCCCUCUUCUGCAGCUUACCUCGCAUCUGAAUUCGUUCCAUCGCCUGAAGCUGACAUUCGCUCCAAAGCCUAUUCAUACUCUGAGGCUGACCUUCCCUCAGGGGUUGAUCCAUAUUCUGAGGCUGACCUUUCCUCAGAAAACUAUCCCUUCUUCGAAGCUCACCUUCCAUCCGAAGUAGAUCCCACCUCUGAGGUUGACCUCAUCUCUGAAGUUGGAUCGUUUCUCCAGAGCUGGUCCCCUCUCCGAAGCUGAUCUCCCCCUCUAUAAAAGAAUCGUGCAAUGCUGCAGACUGGACCUACUGCCCCUCAGGGGUGACACAGAAGGUGUUAUGAAAUCACCAUCUCAGCUAGCGACCGGCGGGUCUUCACGAACAA
Messenger RNA from Ixodes scapularis (black-legged tick), 1935 nucleotides. RefSeq lists its product as uncharacterized. The transcript is spliced from 6 exons. The coding region runs from base 589 to 1308 and encodes 239 amino acids. The record is from RefSeq and is a predicted model, not a curated record. Lineage: Eukaryota; Metazoa; Arthropoda; Arachnida; Ixodida; Ixodidae.